CUCCCUCUGUCACUCACUCCGUCUCUCAGUCUCUCAUCUGAGACGAGCAGAGGACAAGAGUCUCCCGCUGAGACACUGUUGCAUUUCCCCUUUACCUUCUCCAUAGAGUUGAGAAGACAGAGCUUGUCACCAUGUCGGACCGUUUCGCCUGCUUUUAUUGCCGUGAUGAUCUAAAUGGGAAGAAAUACGUGCAGAAGGACGACAAGCCGGUGUGUGUGCGCUGCUUCGACAAAUUCUGUGCCAACAACUGUGCUGAGUGUCGCCGUCCAAUCGGCACGGACUCAAAGGAGCUGCACUAUAAGGGUCGUCACUGGCACUCGGACUGUUUCCGCUGCUCGAAGUGUUAUAAGAAUCUGGCUAAAGAGUCGUUCAGUGUGAAAGACGACCGGAUCCUGUGUGGGAACUGCAGCUCACGUGAGGACGCGCCCCGCUGCCACGCCUGCUACAAACCCAUCUUAGCAGGUGCAGAGAGUGUGGAGUACAAAGGCAACACAUUCCAUGACGACUGUUUCACGUGUUAUAAGUGUAAAAAGCCGAUUGGCUCUGAGAGCUUCAUCACCAAGAAUGAGAACGUUUACUGCAGCAGCUGCCACGAGAGCAAGUUCGCUAAACACUGCACCGCCUGCAGGAAGCCCAUCACAGGAGGUGGUGUGAACUAUCAGGACCAGCCAUGGCACUCAGAGUGUUUGGUGUGUGUGGUGUGUGUGAAGCCUCUGGCUGGAACUCGCUUCACUUCUGAAAAGGAGAAACUCUACUGCGUGGACUGUUACAAGACACACGUGGCCAAGAAGUGCAGCGGCUGCCAGAACCCCAUUACUGGUUUUGGAAAAGCCACCAACGUGGUGAACUACGAGGGAGGAACAUGGCACGAUUACUGCUUCACCUGCAAGAAGUGCUCGGUGAACAUCGCAGAAAAACCCUUCAACUCCAAGGACGGGAACGUCUACUGCACUGACUGCGCCAAAAAACUGUAGAGACGCGCACGAGAGAGAGAGAGUCACUUAUCAGAUAUAGCAUUUAGCUCUGAGUCUCACUGCAGGAGCCCGAGAUCAAGAUCGCUUGCUAACAACUCGCACAGUCUCAUAGCAUAGCAUUCUGCUAAUCUCGCUUCUAAAUAUCUCCUUACUUUUAAAUGUCCAUCUGUGUGUGUACGUGUGGGUGUGUGUGUGUGUUUAAAAAUACAUUAUAACCCUUCUCUUUUAGCCUGAUCUUACUGCACAAGUCAUAACAAUUCUACAUUUACAGCGUGAAACUGAUGUAUACCCAAAUCAGAAAAAUCAAAUAAAUAAAUAAAUACAAA
Molecule: messenger RNA, 1300 nt
Organism: Clarias gariepinus (North African catfish)
Lineage: Eukaryota; Metazoa; Chordata; Actinopteri; Siluriformes; Clariidae
Gene: fhl1b
Product: four and a half LIM domains 1b
Exons: 6
Coding region: 132-974 (280 amino acids)
Biological process (GO): muscle organ development
Molecular function (GO): transmembrane transporter binding
Source: RefSeq, a predicted model, not a curated record